Columba livia (rock pigeon) is the source of this 2768-nucleotide messenger RNA. It is a transcript of the gene CSPG5, whose product is annotated as chondroitin sulfate proteoglycan 5. The transcript is spliced from 5 exons. Gene Ontology annotation, biological process: nervous system development; cell projection morphogenesis. Lineage: Eukaryota; Metazoa; Chordata; Aves; Columbiformes; Columbidae. Gene Ontology annotation, cellular component: synapse. The coding region runs from base 160 to 1827 and encodes 555 amino acids. The record is from RefSeq and is a predicted model, not a curated record.
CGGCCCGGCCCGGCCCCCCCGGCGCGGAGCGGAGCGGCGCGGAGCGGAUCGGCGCGGAGCGGCGGGAGGCGGCGGGGGCGCGGGCGGAGCCGCUGCCGGUGCCGGCCCCGCUGGCGGAGCCGCGGGUCCCCCGGUCCCUGCGGGUCCCUCCAUGUCGCCAUGGCCCCCGCGGCUGCCCGGCCCCGCGCCGCCCUGGCCCUGGCGCUGCUGCUGCCGCUCGGAGCUCUCGCGUCUGAGUGGCCGCCCCGAAACGCCAGCGAGGCCGAGGGCAGAGCCUGGGGGGGCUCCCUGGAGAGCAGCCCCCCGCCAUGGGACCCGGCGAGCAGAGACCCCCCGGGGGGCCCCAACAAUGGCACUGGCCCCGGGGGGGCCCCAGCGAGAGGUGAACCCCACACUGGACCCCAGCUAGAGCCCCCCGGGGGGGGCACGGCCACCACCACGGACCCGGCCGUGCCCGAGGGCUGCGCGGGGUGCGCCGGGGAGGGCGACGCCAGCGCUGUGCCCCCCAAGCCCGGCUCAGCAGAGGACGGCGGGGCCGCGGUGACCUGGCCCGGUGACGGGGGGACGGUGGCGGUGGCGCUGGGCAGCCCCGAGGAGCCGGGCAGCGGCGAGCGGCCCACGCCGGCCUCCCUGCCCAGCCCGGGGGGCUUUGGGGGGCUCACGGCUGCCCCACCGAGCCCCCCUGGCCGGCGGCUCAACACCGACUCAGCCGAAUCUGACCUGCUGCUGGCGGCCGGGGGCUCGGCCCCGCACACCCCCGUGCCGGGGGACCCCAGCUCCAUGCCCGGGGACUUGGGGCGUCCCCCGGAGCUCUGGGGGGCCCCAUCCAGCCCGGCCCCGGCGCAAGGGGCUCGUGGCCGCACAGAUCUGACCUGGCUGGAGGAGCCCAUCACGGCCGCCACGGGCCCGGCCGAGCCGCCCGCCGAUCGGACGGGCUCAGAAAUCAUCGACGUCGACUACUACGACCUGUUCGAGGGGGGCGAGGGGCUCGGGGGGUUCCCUGGGGGCAGCCAGGGGGCAGCCGGCUCGGCGCGCCGGCGGGAGCCGGAGGAGGCGGCCACGCCGUGGGCCCUCCAUGAGCUCUACGACGACUUCACGCCCUUCGACGAAGCCGAUUUCUACCCCACCACCUCCUUCUAUGCCGAUGGGGAUGAGGAAGAUGAGCUGGAUGAGGAUGAGGAGGAAGAGGAGGAGGAGGAAGAUGGGGGGCUGGAGGACGAGAACGGCUACCGGCUGCCCACUGCGGCCGUGCCCGGCGCCCAGCCGCCACCGCGGGACCCCCGACCCACCGGCCGCCGCGACAUGGCCCCGCCGCAGCCCCCUGGCGUCAUGGGGGGCAGCCCCACGGCGCGGCCGCGGCCAGGGGAGCGGGGCCAGCCCGAGAACGGCAGCGAGUGCCCGAGCGGGUACGUGCGGCACAACAGCUCCUGCCGCUCCCUCUGCGACCUCGUCCCCAGCUACUGCCACAACGGUGGCCAGUGCUACCUGGUGGAGAGCCACGGGGCCUUCUGCCGGUGCAACACGCAGGACUACACGUGGCACAAGGGGACACGCUGCGAGGCCAUCGUCACCGACUUCCAGGUGCUGUGCGUGGCCGUGGGCUCGGCCGCCCUCGUGGUGCUCCUGCUCUUCAUGCUUACUGUCUUCUUCGCCAAGAAGCUCUACCUGCUCAAGACGGAGAACAGCAAACUGCGCAAGACCAAAUACCGCACCCCGUCCGAGCUGCACAACGACAACUUCUCCCUCUCCACCAUCGCCGAGGGCUCCCACCCAAACAGAGAAGCCAAGGGCUUGGCGGAGCCGGAGGAGGAGCGUAGGUCCCUCUAGCCUUUGCCUUACCCCACCACCGGUUUUUCCCCGUCUUUUCGACCGCCUUUAGCAGCCGUAGCCGCUGCCGCUCAGCCCGGCCACCGUGGCAGGAGGCUCCCGGGCCGCUCGCUCCCCACUGCCGAGAGGAGGAACCUUGGGAUGGAUUCGGUGCUGCUCCCCGGCGUCCCGCCGGGUCCUGACCCGUCCCCCGUCCAGGGCUCGGUCCCACAGCAGCACAUGGUGCCUGGGAUGCAGCACAACGAGGACGUGGAGGGGACAGAGGGGUCAACACCCCCGCGAAAGGGGUUUUUGGGGACACACGGUGAUGCAGCUUGGUGCCCUGGCAGUGGUGUCUGUCCCGCGGGGUUUGCCGUGGAGUCCAUGGUGUGAGCCCCGACCAGCUGGGGUCACUGCCCUGAAGAUGGAGGUUUCCCAUCCCCAUAUGAGAUGGCACUUGGGUGUCUCCAUCCAUCCAUCCACCCACCCAUCCACCCAUCUAUCCAUCCAUUCAUCCAUCCUUCCGUCCAUCCAUCCACCCAUCCAUCCAUCCACCUAUCCACCCAUCCAUCCAUCCAUCCACCACCCGCCACGUGGCACCGGGAGCACCAUUCUGGCACCGUAGGCACCAUUCUGGCACUGUGAUGAUGCCGGCGGGACACUCACCGCCAUCCCACACUCGCAGCCCCCUGCACCAGGGCUCAUCUUGCCCCACCAGCACCAACGGUGACACCAGGACUGUCUGGGCACAGAAUUACCCACCGCAGCCGGAGCUUGGCCCCGGUGCCGGGGGGCUGAUCUCCCCAUGGACUGGGACAAACUCAGGGGGCAGCCGCUCCCGGCAGCCGCGGGGGGAUGUCGGGAAGAGGCACCCCCGGCUUUGCCGCCGGCAGAUCGGGCACGCCAGGGCCAGCUGUACGCUAAAAAACACAAUAAACCCACCCCCUCGGGCCUCCUGCCAA